Molecule: messenger RNA, 2488 nt
Organism: Scomber japonicus (chub mackerel)
Lineage: Eukaryota; Metazoa; Chordata; Actinopteri; Scombriformes; Scombridae
Gene: enc1
Product: ectodermal-neural cortex 1
Exons: 3
Coding region: 171-1946 (591 amino acids)
Molecular function (GO): protein binding
Source: RefSeq, a predicted model, not a curated record
GGAAAAACAGGCUCGCUGUGACCGAUUAUCCACCAGCAUUUCGGAAAUAACCAAGGAGAGUUGUCACACUCCCCGAGCGCAAGGCUUGCAUCGUGGCUCUUUCACAAGUGGCAUGUUCGAGGGAUACAGCGGACACGAUUGAACUCCUGCUUUCACCCAAAGAGGAUUCAAUGAAAAUGUCCGUGUGCGUCCAUGAGAACCGGAAAUCCAGAGCCAGCACUGGCUCGAUGAACAUCUACCUGUUCCACAAGUCCUCGUAUGCCGACAGUGUUCUCAUGCACCUCAACUCACUGCGGCAGCAAAGGCUUUUCACAGAUGUCCUCCUCCAUGCCGGCAGCCGUUCCUUCCCCUGCCAUCGUGCCGUGUUGGCUGCCUGCAGCCGCUACUUCGAGGCCAUGUUCAGCGGUGGGCUGAGGGAGAGCCAGGCCAGUGAGGUCGACUUUCGUGACUCCAUCCACCCGGAGGUUUUAGAGCUCCUGCUGGAUUAUGCGUACUCCUCACGUGUGGUCAUCAAUGAGGAGAACGCAGAGUCACUACUGGAGGCUGGGGACAUGCUGGAGUUCCAGGACAUCCGGGAUGCCUGUGCUGAAUUCCUGGAGAGAAACCUUCACCCAACUAACUGCCUUGGCAUGCUGUUGCUGUCUGAUGCACACCAGUGCACCAAGCUGUCAGAGCUCUCUUGGGGCAUGUGCCUCAGCAACUUCCCUGCUAUUUGCAAGACGGAGGACUUCCUCCAACUGCCCAAAGAUAUGGUUGUGCAGCUUUUGUCACAUGAGGAGUUGGAGACAGAAGAUGAGAGACUGGUUUAUGAAGCUGCCCUGAACUGGAUCAACUAUGACCUGGAAAGGAGGCACUGCCAUCUCCCAGAGCUCCUGAGAACGGUCCGUCUUGCCCUGCUGCCAGCCAUCUUUCUAAUGGAGAAUGUCUCGACAGAAGAGUUGAUCAAUGCCCAAGCCAAGAGCAAAGAGCUGGUGGAUGAGGCUAUCCGCUGUAAGCUGAAGAUUCUGCAGAAUGACGGCGUCGUUAAUAGCCCAUGUGCUCGACCAAGAAAAACCAGCCAUGCUCUCUUUCUCCUGGGGGGGCAGACUUUCAUGUGUGACAAGUUGUACCUGGUGGACCAGAAGGCCAAAGAAAUCAUCCCAAAGGCGGACAUCCCCAGCCCAAGAAAGGAGUUCAGCGCCUGUGCCAUUGGCUGUAAGGUGUACAUCACAGGUGGGAGAGGCUCAGAGAAUGGCGUGUCCAAAGAUGUAUGGGUCUAUGAUACUGUCCAUGAGGAAUGGUCCAAAGCAGCGCCCAUGCUAAUUGCCAGGUUUGGUCAUGGCUCUGCAGAGCUGAAACACUGCCUGUAUGUGGUAGGAGGUCACACCGCAGCAACUGGCUGCCUCCCUGCUUCUCCAUCUGUAUCACUCAAACAGGUAGAGCAGUUUGAUCCGGUGGCCAACAAGUGGACCAUGGUGGCUCCUCUGAGAGAGGGUGUGAGCAAUGCAGCAGUGGUCAGUGUCAAGCUCAAGCUCUUCGCCUUCGGAGGAACCAGCGUCACCCACGACAAGCUGCCCAAGGUGCAAUGCUACGAUCCGCAGGAGAACCGAUGGACUGUACCUGCGUCCUGCCCACAGCCAUGGCGCUACACAGCUGCUGCCGUGCUUGGAAACCAGAUCUUUGUCAUGGGCGGGGAUACAGAAUUCUCAGCAUGCUCAGCUUAUAAAUUCAGCAGCGAGAACUACCAGUGGACUAAAGUGGGCGAUGUGACGGCCAAGCGGAUGAGCUGCCAGGCAGUGGCAUCGGGGAACAAACUGUAUGUGGUGGGAGGUUACUUUGGCACACAGCGGUGCAAAACUCUGGACUGCUAUGACCCCACACUGGACGCCUGGAACAGCAUCACUACUGUGCCAUACUCGCUCAUUCCCACUGCUUUCGUCAGCACCUGGAAACAUCUGCCUGCUUGAGCCCCAAACCCUCUACCCACCCUCCUUUCAUGAGAUUUCCCUGUUUUGCAUCAUCUACUGGACUCCAACUGUGAAGAAGCCCUCACCCUCUUCCUCUAAAAGAGACACUAAGCAGUGAUGUACAGACACCCGCAUUCAUUUUGAUGUCGCAAAGAUGCCGAAACACAGAAACACAUGCAGCUGGACAUUUUCUGGAAUGAUGUCAUCUCUCGUCCCCGAGAAGGAAGCACAGUAGCUCGCGCAAACAAACCAAACAAACUGCUGCUUGACAAAUGAGGCACACACUCUGACCUUGUGUACAAUUGGUGUAUCAGGCUUGUGCUUUCAUGCUGCCAUAUGAUGACUGCAAACCACCAAAACCUGCAUUUUCCCCAUUUAUUCAUGACAGGCUUGUGAGGAUCUGUAUUGAUGUUUUUUUUCUCUGAGUAAAAAGAAGAAAAAAAAAAUACUCUCUUCAUAGAGACUGCAACGUAUAGCAUGAUAGUUGUACUAUUUAUAUUGAGGAGGGGGGUUGCAAUGAUUGGUGUGCUAAAGAACAGAAA